This is a messenger RNA of Funneliformis mosseae, 150 nucleotides long. NCBI's taxonomy places the organism in Eukaryota, Fungi, Glomeromycota, Glomeromycetes, Glomerales, Glomeraceae. The record is from the annotation of a GenBank genome assembly.
CUUUACUUAUUGUUUAGAAAAUUCCACUCUUCUUUAUCUCGAGAUUGAAAUUAAAAUAAAUAUUUUUAAAUAUGUUGAUACGCCGCUAAACCUCUCGUUAACCUGCAAGGCAUGGAAUAACAUUGCAAAAGAUCCCUACGCCAAAGCCGA